Mollisia scopiformis is the source of this 1596-nucleotide messenger RNA. RefSeq names its product RTA1-domain-containing protein. Gene Ontology annotation, cellular component: fungal-type vacuole; plasma membrane. The coding region runs from base 457 to 1497 and encodes 346 amino acids. The transcript has 2 exons. The record is from RefSeq and is a predicted model, not a curated record. Lineage: Eukaryota; Fungi; Ascomycota; Leotiomycetes; Helotiales; Mollisiaceae.
CACCAAUUAAUCAUUUCUAAGCAACCUCAUCUAUCGUUACCUAUCAUCUCGAAAGAAGCAAGUGAAAUAAGGUUUGAUAUUCGGCUCAUCCUUCCGCCGCUCGAAGCGAGCACCAAAAGGAGACUAAUCCCGGAGAGAUAUAAACCCGACGCGUAAUAAGAAUAGACCACUCACCACUACUUCUGUGCGUUUACGAUACGAGGCACGGCAUGGUGCAUGUUUACAAAAUGUCCAUGAUGCCCACAUGCAAGGUGAAGUCGCCUUUUUCUUCUUCUCCAUUUUCUAUACUGUGACUUUUCACUUCGUCCAAGUCACUCUUGCUAGAUUUUCACUCGGAAGUCUGUUUCCGUUGAGAGGCUGUGCGUAAGGCUUGCCUUUGGUGUCGAUACUUCAAUUUAUUUUUAUUCUUGAGUGUACAGACUUCACUUCUUUCCUCUCUUACAGAAGCCUGUCGAUAUGGCUUCAACAUUCCCUACAUUCGUAGAGCUCGUAGCUCGAAAGACGCAUUCACCAGAUAACCUCGCCAAUUGUACGAUCUCAACUUGCGCCAUCUCCAGCUCCUAUUACUUCUACCGCGUGUCUCUCAGCGCAAACGUCGCCUUCCUUGUCCUCUUCUCCCUCUCUCUGAUCGGAUUCGUUGCCACAUAUGCCUUCACGCGGCGAGCUUUCGCAUUCACGUUCGCUAUGUCGGCUGGUGUUAUUCUCGAAGUCAUCGGAUAUGUCGGACGGAUUCAAAGUCACCAGAACCAGUGGGCGCAAACGGGAUUCUUGAUGCAGAUUGUCUGCCUUACCAUUGCACCUGCAUUCAUGGCUGGUGGUCUCUAUCUGUGUCUGAGGAGAAUCGUCUAUGCUUUCGGACCAGAGAACUCUCGCAUUGCUCCUGAGUCAUAUACCAGAAUCUUCAUACCUUGCGAUCUCUUGUCUCUCCUACUCCAAGCUGCUGGUGGCGGUAUUGCGUCCUCGGCGACUCAUACGAAUAAAUCCCCCACCUCUGGAGACAACAUCAUGGUUGCUGGACUUGCCUUCCAAGUCUUCACUCUCGGCGUCUUCAUACUCCUGUGUCUCGAUUUCGCACUCCGCACCCGCAAACGAUACAAGUCUAUGGGCGAGUCGGCCUUCGAUCAGAAUCCCCUGUUCAUCAAGCUCCGUCACUCCUGGGUCUUCAAGGGCUUCCUUGCUGCUCUUACCUUGGCGACCAUCUGCAUUUUCUGGCGAAGUGUGUACAGAGUAGUAGAGUUGGCAGAAGGAUGGACGGGGAAUCUGAUCAGACACCAAUGGUUGUUUGUUGGGUUUGAGGGAGUGAUGGUUAUCGUGGCUUGCUUCGCGUUGAAUGCUUUCAACCCAGCCUUUGCGUUCAAGGAGGCGAUGGAGGGCAAGGGUGGACUGGGUAGUAAGAAGCGAGAGAGAAAGUUGGAGAGGGAGAGGGAGAAGGCGGUGGGGUCCGAGGUAGUCAGUGGGAGUAACAGUGACGUUGAUGGAGUGAAGGGUGGUGUUUAAAUGUGGGUUGUGAUAAUGAUAGAGGUAGAUGAUUUGAAAGAUACCACGAUAGAUAGACUUUGAUAGAUAUUUGCGAGAAAAUUACAGAUAGAUGUAGAC